This is a messenger RNA of Microthlaspi erraticum, 582 nucleotides long. Lineage: Eukaryota; Viridiplantae; Streptophyta; Magnoliopsida; Brassicales; Brassicaceae. The record is from the annotation of a GenBank genome assembly.
AUGGAAGGGGUCGACGACACAAACCCGGUGUUGACACUAGAAGAAGGCGAAAACAACCCUUUUUCUUCCUUUGACGACAAAGCUUUAAUGAUGAUGGCUCCUUCGUUAAUGUUUUCUAGCGAUGUUGGUCCAUCUUCUUCUUCUUAUUGUUCUCUGGCGAGUGCUCAGCCGGAGAACUUUCAAGGUGGAGGAGGAGGAGACGCGGUGGAGAUGGGAGGAUUACUGAGUAAUAGUAACAAUAGCGAUCAUAGUAAGAAAAAUAAAGGGAAAGGGAAGAGAUCGUCGGCGAUGCAGAGGAUUGCUUUUCAUACGAAGAGUGAUGAUGAUAUUCUUGAUGAUGGUUAUCGGUGGCGAAAGUACGGUCAGAAAUCUGUCAAGAACAAUGCUCAUCCCAGAAGCUAUUACAGAUGUACGUACCAUACAUGCAACGUGAAGAAACAAGUGCAAAGAUUGGCAAAAGAUCCAAACGUCGUCGUAACAACCUAUGAAGGUGUUCAUAAUCAUCCUUGUGAGAAGCUCAUGGAGACUCUUAGUCCUCUCCUCCGGCAACUUCAAUUCCUCUCCAGAGUUUCUGAUUUGUAA